AUGGGCUCCGCGACGGUGUUCGUGCACGUCGCGUUCUGCCUCGCGACGCUCGGGCAGGUGCUCGUGCUCGAGCGCCGCGUGUUUGCGCUGCGCGCGGAGCGGUGGGCGUAUAAGCAUCCGGGGGAGAUUCUGCCUGUGGCGCAUGGGAGGAGGCGGGGCAGGUUUGGUGGCGGGUCGUUGCCGAUUGCGCCGUGGCAUCGGCCGCCGCUGCCUACGUAUGCGAGCGUUGUGGCGGAUAGCGGGGCGAGGACUGGGGAUGUGGAGGACGAAAUCAUCGCAGCGCCGCCCCCGCCAGCUUAUGGUCACACGCGCGGCAGCACCCUCCUUCUCUCCGGCUUCCUACGCGAAAGUCUGCGCGCCCAGCGUCCGCCCUCUCAGCACAGUCAACGCAGUCAAAGACCGGCAUAUGGGCGCUCUAGUAUGGCGAGCCAGCGCUCCAAGAUGGAGAGCCAACGCGGCUCCCAUAUUAGCGAGAGUCCGCGCUCCCGAACGAGCCAGCCGCAAAUGACCGAACGGCCGGAUUCGCGCAGCAGCUUCUUCAGCUUCGAGUCUAUCACUCAGGACGCCCAGCGCGCCCGGCAGCUUGAGGAUAGCUUGUCGAAGCUGGAAGGCGGGCGGUAA
This is a messenger RNA of Schizophyllum commune H4-8, 621 nucleotides long. RefSeq lists its product as uncharacterized. The transcript is spliced from 2 exons. Bases 1 to 621 code for a protein of 206 amino acids. NCBI's taxonomy places the organism in Eukaryota, Fungi, Basidiomycota, Agaricomycetes, Agaricales, Schizophyllaceae. The record is from RefSeq and is a predicted model, not a curated record.